Molecule: messenger RNA, 1359 nt
Organism: Colletotrichum karsti
Lineage: Eukaryota; Fungi; Ascomycota; Sordariomycetes; Glomerellales; Glomerellaceae
Product: RAN exchange factor prp20 pim1
Exons: 4
Coding region: 1-1359 (452 amino acids)
Cellular component (GO): cytoplasm
Molecular function (GO): guanyl-nucleotide exchange factor activity
Source: RefSeq, a predicted model, not a curated record
AUGGAGACCUCCCUCCCAUCCCGGUCCAAGGCGCAAACGAAAACCACGAAGCAAAAAGCCCCAACCAAACCCGACAACAACGACACUAAGUCCACCAAAGCACCCACGAAACGACCCACCACGAGACUCGACGUCUUCGUCCUCGGAAGCGGCGAAAAUUGCGAGCUAGGCCUCGGCCCAAAUCAGACCAAUGCUCCGAGACCGCGCCUGAACCACCUCCUCGACGCCGAGUCCGUGGGCGUCGUGCAGGUUGCCGUCGGGGGCAUGCACUGCGUCGCCCUCACCCACGACGGGAAGGUGCUGACAUGGGGCGUCAACGACGAUGGUGCGCUGGGGCGGGUGAAGCCUCCUUCUGGAGCUGAAGAGGAGGAGGACGACGACGAGCCUAUGCUGGAUGCUUUCGAGAGUACACCGGGCAUUAUCGAUUUCGAACAUGACAUCGAUGUGGCCCAAGUCGCGGCAACCAAUAGCGCGUGCUUUGUCCUGACUACGGACGGCAACGUUUACGGCUGGGGAAGCUUUGCUGGCGGAGAUGGCAACUUCGGGUUCCUCCAUGAAAAGCCACCCAAGACGACGGAGCGCUUGCCUGUCUUGAUACCCGGUCUCAAAGACAUCAAAGAGCUUGCCGGCGGUUCGAACCACAUCCUCGCGCUCACCAACGACGGGAACGUUCUGGCGUGGGGUUCCGGAGAGCAAAACGAGCUUGGGAGACGCAUCAUGGCACGUCGGCGCUUCGAGACCCUGGUCCCUCAACGCGUAGGGCUGCCAAAGAACAAGGCGACCAAGAUCUUCGCGGGGUCACACCACAGCUUCGCCAUCGACAACGCCGGAAAAGUCUGGGCGUUUGGUCUGAACAACUUCGGCCAGUGUGGCAUUUCCACCAGCGAGGAUACGGGAUUUACCACCGUCAUUUCUCCGACCGUUGUGAAGAGCCUCGAGAAGCACUCAAUCACCCAAAUUGGCUGUGGUUUACAUCAUUCCAUCGCCUGUACUCGGGAGGGUGAUGUGCUGGUGUGGGGCCGAUGUGACGACGGACAGAUGGGGCUGCCGCUCGACGACGUGCCGAAGCAGAAUAUGAUAUUCGACUCCAGAGAUCGACCUCGCGUGCUGAACGUGCCAACUGUCGUUCCCGACUUGAAAGCCGUUUUUGUCGCAGCAGGCAUUGACAACUGCUAUACCAUUUCAAAGGAAGGCGAGCUGCGUGCUUGGGGCUUCUCGGCCAGCUACAACACCGGCUUGGCCACCACAGACACCGUGAAGACCCCAACGCUGGUUCGCAGUAAGCAGCUCGGUGAGAGGAAGCUCAACUUCAUCGACGCCGGUGGACAGUUCGCCGUCGCUACGAGUCCCCGACUAUAG